CCAGUGGCUGUAUAGCUGAAUCAUGCCAUAGUAUAUGACCAGCCAUACCAGCACUACACCCCGCAACCAUCAAAAGCAGCUUAGAAGGCCGGAAGACCAACGGCCCUAAGAAAGGAAUACCAUAGAACCACAGAAAUGUUUUCUAUCCCCUCUUACAAGUACACCAAUCCUAUGCGAUACAUAACACCAUGUCUCGAAGUCAUGCUCAUCUUCAUACUCGCUACUCCGGCAAACACCCAACAAACAAUCCAGACAACAAUCAUGGUCACAGCAACACCAACAUCACCACAUCCGCCCUCCUACACAUCCCCUGAGGUAUUCAGAGACACAGUCCUCUCGUCGAGCAAUACCUACCGCAAAGAGCAUAACGCAAGCGAUCUCGUUUGGAACGAGACCUUGACUCUGUAUGCAAAAGAUUGGGCCGAGGGGUGUAAAUGGAAACAUUCUCACGGUCCAUACGGCGAGAACCUCGCCUUCGGAUACCAGGAUGCCUCAGCUGCGGUCUUUGCGUGGGGCGACGAACGUCGCUUGUACGAUUUUAAGAAACCGACCGGGUUCAGCGAGGAGACAGGGCAUUUUACGCAGUUGGUUUGGAGGGCUACGACGGAUGUUGGAUGCGCGGCGAUCGACUGCGGGUACGGCAACGGCACUGAUGAUAACGAGAAGAGCGGGGAUACGGGUUCCUCCUAUACCAGGGCUCAGGGCUGGUAUGUUGUUUGUGAGUAUUCGCCGCCUGGGAAUGUGAUGGGGACUAGUAGGACUGCUGGCGGUGAGAACGGGCUCUUUAAGGUGAAUGUGCAGUCGGCGAGUACGUAUUCUGGACCGUAUCCGACGGACUCUGGAAGCCCUCCUGCUAGUACGAGUGGGCCUUGCAUAUGCCGGCUUAAGGUGGUCAUCUCUCAUGCUACCAAUGUUGCGCUCAUGACACUCUCCGGUCGGGAGAUACGCAAUACACAUCUAUUCACUUUUGAAGUUCCAAACGUCCUUGGGCUGGAACAAAGCCAAACGUAUCACAGAAACAAGCUCACAGGAGGCGAAGCGGGCGGCGCUUCGAAGAAGAGGGUGAGGAUAUCGACAGGCAAGAUGUAG
This is a messenger RNA of Aspergillus nomiae NRRL 13137, 1089 nucleotides long. Its product is annotated as putative extracellular SCP domain protein Pry1. Bases 136 to 1089 code for a protein of 317 amino acids. The record is from RefSeq and is a predicted model, not a curated record. Gene Ontology annotation, cellular component: extracellular region. The transcript has 3 exons. Lineage: Eukaryota; Fungi; Ascomycota; Eurotiomycetes; Eurotiales; Aspergillaceae.